AGCUGUCGUGUCCAUGAGGUGAAAGGUAACUACGGCAAGCUGAGGCGGUCAGAAAGAGCGGCGCUGAGUAAACAUUAGCAGGAGUUCGUUGUUUCUCCUCUGCGCCUGAACAAAUAGAGCGAAUAUUCACCCGUCAGCUGUGAGUCAUAGCAGCUCGAGAUUUGAGUGUGAUGAGAUUGAAGGAAGGCUCUGGGCAGCUCGGAUUGUGGAGCUGGCUCCUGCUCUGCUCCAGCUGUAUGUUGUCUGUGUGGGCUCAUGGAGGACAGCAUGGAGAACCAGCUGCUUCGAAUCAAGUGCCUCCACCCAUCACCCGGCUGGACAGGAAUAUGGUUCAGGAUAAAGACCACAUCAUGGAGCAUUUAGAGGGAGUGAUUGAAAAGCCCGAGUCGGACAUGACGCCUCAAGAACUGCAGCUUCACUAUUUCAAGAUGCACGACUACGACGGCAACAAUCUGCUGGAUGGCCUCGAGCUCGCCACUGCCAUUACUCAUGUCCAUAAAGAGGAAAGAGGAGAUGACAGCCAGCCAAUGAAGGAAGAGGAUCUCAUCAACCUCAUUGACGAUGUUCUCCGAGACGAUGACAAAAACAAUGAUGGCUACAUUGACUAUGCAGAGUUUGCGAGGUCUCUGGAGUAAACGACGACAGGAGAGCUGCGGCCUUACUGUGAAUGCAGAUUACCUCUGAUGUACAAAUCUCAGCACAUUCCUUCACGUGUGUGCGAUUUCACGGGCACAGUAUAUCCGUGCUUCAGUAUAACCUGUAUUAAAUGUCAUACAAUGAAGUGGUGAGGGUCAUGAUGAAGUGUCAUGAGAUGUUUUGUAUGUAUGCCAUCAGUGUAACAUGUAUUCGUUGUUGCACUCACAUCUGCAUAUGUCUUGUCAGAAUGGACCUUUAUGUAUAAACUGCCAAAUUUAUCCAACGAGCAUAAACAAGCAUAAAUUACUAUAAAUGACCCUUUCCUGCAAAGCUGAUUGUUAAAUGAAUCUAAAGUGGAGUAAUAAUUGCUGCUGUGCUGAUAAAUUAUGGCAAACGCGUGCUCUUUCUGCCUUAAAGGGAUUAUCAUUGUUACUGUCGUUACAAAAAACCCCAUUCAAAAUCAUCUGCAAUGACGAGUACUUUAUUGUUAAGCACAAAGCAUCUACCUGUCUAGAUUUGGGAUUAUCUAGAUUUACAUUUAAAUGUGCAAUAUGCCUGUUUGGACCUAUACAUCUUAAUGAAUCCCUCUGUAGCCUUAAUUUUCAUUUGCUUGACAUUAAAAACAAGUACCAGAUUAUUGGAAAUACAUUUGACGAUGUUAUGCAUUUCUGAAAACAGGAAUAGGAAUUGUAUCUUCUAAAACAUAAUGGUGCACUGAUUUUCAGCUUGCUGUUAGAGUCUGAAUGUAUGCAAAAUGUCACAUGGGUCAGUGACAUGAUGCUCAUUUUGUCUGAAUUUAUUUGUUUAUUUGGAAAUGCAUUUAAAAUGUAAUUUAUCCAUGUAGAGACUUUAAUAAACUUCUUUUUCAUGAUGUAAAAAAAAAAAAAAACUUUUUAGGGCAUAAUUUUAAAAUACUUUAAAGAGUUUUUUUUUUUAACUUUAAUAAUAUUUUGUAAUAUUACUGUUUUGUUUUUCAUUAAAUAAAUGCUGCCUUGAUGAGCAUAAGAGGCUUCUUUGAAAAACAUAAAAAAGUCUAAUGAUUCCAAACUUUAAUGUGCUUCUUUGAUCAUGAUAUAUAAAAAAAAAAAAAUAAAAUAGUGCAUAAAGCAAAAAAAAAAAAAAAACUGUCUUGAUAUCAUAAUGAAGGAAAAAUACAAAUCUUUCUUGAUAAUGGUAAAAAAUGUUUUUUUUUUCAAAACUGUAUGUAACCUACAUGACUUCAGAGAGCACAUUUCUAGCAACUUAGCACAUAUUGUUUUCAACAGAUUUUUUAAAAUACUGUCACUGACCUACUGUACAUAAAAUGGCAAGAAGAACAGCACUUGACAUAAACCGUGUAAUUGAUUUCUACCAAAGCUGUAAAUUGUUAGUGAUGACUUUGAAUGGAAAUGUAAUUCAUAUGUUCAAAGCGUCUAUUGUACAUUUCAUCUGAGAUUUGAGAAUUACAUUUUCAUAAUAGUCCUUCUAUAAAGUCUACAGUAUGUUCAAUAUAAGCUGAAUCUAGUGGUUUAAUUGUCACAGUUCAAUGUUAACAAAGGAAAUCAACAUAAAUGUGAUUAUUUUUGUCUAGUAUAGAUACAGCAAUAAUUGGGAGAAUCUGUUCUGUGUGAUUGCAACUGUAAUAAAGACAGAAAAUGUCGAUC
This is a messenger RNA of Cyprinus carpio (common carp), 2279 nucleotides long. Its product is annotated as multiple coagulation factor deficiency protein 2 homolog. Gene Ontology annotation, molecular function: calcium ion binding. The record is from RefSeq and is a predicted model, not a curated record. NCBI's taxonomy places the organism in Eukaryota, Metazoa, Chordata, Actinopteri, Cypriniformes, Cyprinidae.